Zalophus californianus (California sea lion) is the source of this 1859-nucleotide messenger RNA. RefSeq names its product isocitrate dehydrogenase (NADP(+)) 2 (gene IDH2). Gene Ontology annotation, biological process: isocitrate metabolic process. The coding region runs from base 111 to 1460 and encodes 449 amino acids. Gene Ontology annotation, cellular component: mitochondrion. The record is from RefSeq and is a predicted model, not a curated record. The transcript is spliced from 11 exons. Gene Ontology annotation, molecular function: magnesium ion binding; isocitrate dehydrogenase (NADP+) activity; NAD binding. NCBI's taxonomy places the organism in Eukaryota, Metazoa, Chordata, Mammalia, Carnivora, Otariidae.
CCGCGAGCGGGCGCCUGGCAGGCCUCGGCCGCUCGCAGCCAGGCGGCCCGGAGCAGCACCGGCGCUGGGAUCUCGCCUGCCUCGCUCGGUUCGCUCGCCUGCUUGGCGGGAUGGCUGGCUACCUGCGGGUCGUACGCUCGCUCUGCAGAGUCUCCAGCUCCGGGCCGGCCUGGGCGCCGGCAGCCCCGACGGGCCCCAGCUUGCAGGAGCAGCCGCGGCGCCACUAUGCCGACAAGAGGAUCAAGGUGGCGAAGCCGGUGGUGGAGAUGGACGGCGAUGAGAUGACCCGGAUCAUCUGGCAGUUCAUCAAGGAGAAGCUCAUCCUACCCCACGUGGACGUCCAGCUCAAGUACUUCGACCUGGGGCUCCCACACCGUGACCAGACCAACGACCAGGUCACCAUAGACUCUGCAUUGGCCACCCAGAAGUACAGUGUGGCCGUCAAGUGUGCCACCAUCACCCCCGAUGAGGCCCGUGUGGAAGAGUUCAAGCUGAAGAAGAUGUGGAAGAGUCCCAACGGGACCAUCCGAAACAUCCUCGGGGGGACCGUCUUCCGGGAACCCAUCAUCUGCAAAAACAUCCCCCGCCUCGUCCCUGGCUGGACCAAGCCCAUCACCAUUGGCAGGCACGCCCACGGCGACCAGUACAAGGCCACGGACUUUGUGGUGGACCGGGCCGGCACGUUCAAGAUCGUCUUCUCCCCGAAGGACGGCAGUGGCGCGAAGGAGUGGGAGGUGUACAACUUCCCUGCCGGCGGCGUGGGGAUGGGCAUGUACAACACUGACGAGUCCAUCUCGGGUUUUGCACACAGCUGCUUCCAGUAUGCCAUCCAGAAGAAGUGGCCUCUGUACAUGAGCACCAAGAACACCAUCCUGAAAGCCUACGACGGGCGCUUCAAGGACAUCUUCCAGGAGAUCUUUGAGAAGCACUAUAAGACCGACUUUGACAAGAAUAAGAUCUGGUACGAGCACCGGCUCAUUGAUGACAUGGUGGCUCAGGUCCUCAAGUCUUCCGGUGGCUUCGUGUGGGCCUGCAAGAACUACGACGGAGAUGUGCAGUCGGACAUCCUGGCCCAGGGCUUUGGCUCCCUUGGCCUGAUGACGUCUGUGCUGGUCUGCCCGGAUGGGAAGACCAUCGAGGCUGAGGCUGCUCAUGGAACGGUCACUCGCCAUUAUCGGGAGCACCAGAAGGGCCGGCCCACCAGCACGAACCCCAUUGCCAGCAUCUUUGCCUGGACACGCGGCCUGGAGCACCGGGGGAAGCUGGACGGGAACCAGGACCUCAUCAGGUUUGCGCAGACCCUGGAGAAAGUGUGUGUCCAGACUGUGGAGAGCGGAGCCAUGACCAAGGACCUGGCAGGCUGCAUCCAUGGUCUCAGCAAGUGCGUGGCCUGUGGCACAGGGCGGGGCUGGCCUUCGAGGACCUCAGGGCCGGGUGGGAAGAAGCCAGAGGCUCCUUAGAGGCCCCUCUGGAAUCCGCUUCGCUGCCAAGGGCCUGAGUGUGAAGCUGAACGAGCACUUCCUGAACACCUCGGACUUCCUGGACACCAUCAAGAACAGCCUGGACAAGGCUCUGGGCCAGUAGUGGGGGCGGGAGCGCGGCCCGGCGGCUGUGGCGGGCGGGCCGGGCCGAGCAAAAGCCGCGGGCCGCGGGUGAGCCCCUUCUCAGGCCUUUCUAGGGGACAUUUUUUUAUAUAAGCAAGAUGUUUUUAAAAGUAUCUGUGUGUUUCCCCUCAUGGUGAUGUGAGGCAGGAACAGAGUGUUUUACCUCAGCCGGUCAGUGUGUUUUGCAUACUGUAAUUUAUAUUGCCCUUGGAACACAUGGUGCCAUAUUUAGCUACUAAAAAGUUCUUCACAAAA